Molecule: messenger RNA, 483 nt
Organism: Emiliania huxleyi CCMP1516
Lineage: Eukaryota; Haptophyta; Isochrysidales; Noelaerhabdaceae
Exons: 5
Coding region: 1-483 (160 amino acids)
Biological process (GO): protein folding
Cellular component (GO): cytoplasm; prefoldin complex
Source: RefSeq, a predicted model, not a curated record
AUGACAAAGAAAGAAAGAAUUCUAGAAAAAAGAAACCAAACGGCCCUGCGGAACGCUCUGCUUACCCCUCGCUGCCUCCUCCUUCGCGCCAUGGCCGAGGAGGAUGUCGAAGUCAGGCUCGAGGACCAGCAGGCACUGGAGCUGGUGCUGGCCAUCAACCAGUUUGGGCGGCUGAACACGCGGAUGCACGAGCUCGAGGACGAGAUCAAGGAGAAGCGCUCGCAGCACGACCAGCUAGACGACGCGGCCAACGAGCUCAUCCUUGCGGACGACGACGAGCCUGUGCGAGUGCAGUACGGCGAAUGUUACUUUGAGGUCGGCAAAGAGCGCGCAGACGAGUUGCUCGAGUCGCGCAAGGACGCGGUGGCCGACGAGAUCUCGGAGCUCGAGAGCCAACUCGGCACGAUCCGGCAGACGCUCGCCGGACUCAAAAAGCAGCUAUACGCACGCUUCGGAGGCAACAUCAACUUGGAAGAAAACUGA